AUGACGGGGCGGCGGGCGUAUGUACCCCUGGGCUGGGGAGGAGGCUAUUCUAGCACGUCCACUCGGCGCCCGCCGGGCCAAGGGUCCACCCCACACGGCGGCUUACUGACAGGGGGGUCAAAGCUUUCGUGUCCAGAACCCGCCCGGGAGGGUGUCCCGCUGUCGAGAAUAACUGUCUGCAACCUGGGUCUCUGGGCUAGUGAGACGGCUACGCCACGCUUCCAGUCGCCGCGUCCAAUCAACGCCAAACUUCCACGCAUUCACGGACCCGAUGCGCACCACCUCUGCUAUGACCUGAGCAGCGAAGCCGAGGCGCGAGCAGCUUUGAGAGAUCGUGUAACCCCGCCCAUCUAUGAUUAUGUCUCAUCCCCGACCGCGGAACCGGAAGCAAUGAGCGAGUCCAAUGCCAGUGAGGCCUCGGCGGGUUUCUCGAAAUUCCACCUCCCGCCGUCGCACCCGCAGCUCAUCUCCAAGAUCCCCAAGAUCCUGCCCCAUGAGCGCGUCUUCCCCAUCCAGAUAGGUUCCGAGCUGUUCAAGCUCUCGGGCGCCUCCCUCUCGUCUGACGCACCGUCCUAUUUCUCUCAGUACUUCGUCUGUCAGAUCAAGCGCGCCGAGGAGAAUGGCGAGGAAGUAUGUUCCGCCAUCCGCACGCUGUACAUUGAUCGAGACCCGGACACCUUCAGGGACAUCUCCCUCCACCUCCAGGGCUACCAUGUGUCGCCGCGGGACGGGCAGCACUUCGUGCGGCUCUUUGCCGACGCGCAGUUCUACACCCUGCCGAAGUUGAUGUCGCAGCUGUAUGAGGAGUCCAUCUUCAUGUCCAUCGGCCACCGGGAAUUCCAAAUCCCGCGCGACCUUUUCUCAUUGCCGGGUAACAGCCCGAACUUCUUCUCCCUUGGCUUCGCCAUCUUCUUCUCGACGCCCGACGAGAUCUUCCCCGGCCUGGAACGAGAGGGCCUGAUCCGGCCGCCCUCGAUCAUGCCCCCGGCGGUCCCGGGUCGGUCCGCAGACAUCUUCCAAGACUUGCUCCACCUGUUGCGUGGGUACUCCAUCCACAUCCGCGACGAGGAGCACCGCGCAAGCCUCCUUCGCGACUGUCGAUAUUUCAACUUCAAAGGGGUAGAGCAGAGGCUCAUCCCACAUAGUAUUAGUUACAACCAACUGCGGCAACGGAAAGAAAUCGUGCUUCGCCUGGAAGAUAUCUUGAAAUCUGGCAUAUCUAUAGCAAAUGAGCCGGCUUUCGCCCAAGGCGGCGGAGAACUGAUCUCGGCCUGGGUGAACUAUGCGCGCCCGUGGGUUGACGACAACCCGCACGAGUUGAUCCUAGAGAUCGGUGGCGAGAGCACAAAGCUGCACCUGAGCACCAUGCGUGCCGAGUUCUUCGGCCAGGCGAAAGCGCGCAUCGCAAAGCUCUUCGAGGUCAUCGCCGCGAAAAUGAACCUGCCACCAACGACCCAGCCACUGGGUCUCCUCAUGGUGAAGGGGGGCGCGGGCAGCCAGCCCGCCACCCCUGGACACACCCAUAUCAGCGAAGACCUGGUUCGCAUAGCUAUCGAGUCAGAUGCAUACAUCGAGCUCGACGGGAAUAUGUAUCCCACUCACACAGACAGUGAGGACGUUGCCGCGCCGUACUCGGCAACCUCCUCCAUAGGCAAUGGUGCCAGUCGCCCAGACUCGCCUGCAUCCAGCGUCGGCGGUGCGCUGGGGCACUCGCGCAAGAGGAGGCGGCUGGACAUCGGCACAAGACAGGGGACGGCGCAAGGGACCGAGGAGUGGGUGGUACGGAAGGGCCAAUGGCGGCUCAAGAUACAGGGAUCGAGGGACGGCAAGAACGCCAUCGAGUGCGUCCUGGUGGCUGUGAGGCUGGAAGCUUACAGCAAUGAGCAAUCGAGGAAUGCCCAGCGGGGCUUCCUUAGUUGA
Neoarthrinium moseri is the source of this 1920-nucleotide messenger RNA. RefSeq lists its product as uncharacterized. NCBI's taxonomy places the organism in Eukaryota, Fungi, Ascomycota, Sordariomycetes, Amphisphaeriales, Apiosporaceae. The record is from RefSeq and is a predicted model, not a curated record. The transcript has 3 exons. Bases 1 to 1920 code for a protein of 639 amino acids.